CGCGGCCAGGCGGGCGCAGUCCGAGCCGGCCGCGUCAGUCCGAGCGCCCGAGGUCCGUCCGCGCCGUCGGCCAUGGCCGCGCGCCCCGCGAGCCCCGCGCGCCGCUGCCUGCUGGCGUUCAUGCUGUGCUUCGGCUGGGGGGCGCUGACCGCGGUCGCCCCGAAGCCGGGCGCGGGCUGUCCGAGCCGCUGCCUGUGCUUCCGCACCACGGUGCGCUGCAUGCAUCUGCUGCUGGAGACCGUGCCCGCCGUGUCGCCGCAGACCUCCAUCCUGGAUCUUCGCUUUAACAGAAUCAGGGAGAUCCAACCUGGAGCCUUCCGGCGGCUGAGAAACUUGAACACACUGCUCCUCAACAACAACCAGAUCAGGAGGAUUCCCGGCGGGGCCUUUGAGGACUUGGAGAAUUUGAAAUAUCUCUAUUUGUACAAGAAUGAGAUCCAGUCAAUUGACAGGCAAGCGUUUCAGGGACUUGCCUCCUUAGAGCAACUGUACCUGCACUUCAAUCAGAUAGAGACCUUGGACCCCGAGUCGUUUCAGCAUCUGCCGAAGCUCGAAAGGCUAUUCUUACACAACAACCGGAUCACACAUCUAGUUCCAGGGACGUUCAGCCACCUAGAAUCUAUGAAGAGACUACGGCUGGACUCGAACGCGCUGCGCUGCGACUGCGAGAUCCUGUGGCUGGCCGACCUGCUCAAGACCUACGCGCAGUCCGGGAACGCGCAGGCCGCCGCCACCUGCGAGUACCCCAGGCGCAUCCAGGGGCGGUCCGUGGCCACCGUCACGCCGGAAGAGCUGGACUGUGAAAGGCCCCGGAUCACGUCCGAGCCCCAGGACGCAGACGUCACCUCGGGGAACACGGUCUACUUCACCUGCAGAGCCGAGGGCAACCCCAAGCCCGAGAUCAUCUGGCUGCGAAACAACAACGAGCUGAGCAUGACGACAGAUUCCCGCUUGAACCUGCUGGACGACGGAACCCUCAUGAUCCAGAACACGCAGGAGACCGACCAGGGCAUCUACCAGUGCAUGGCGAAGAACGUGGCCGGGGAGGUGAAGACGCAGGAGGUGACCCUCAGGUACUUUGGGUCUCCAGCGCGACCCACUUUUGUAAUCCAGCCACAGAACACGGAGGUGCUGGUCGGGCAGAGCGUCACGCUGGAGUGCAGCGCCGCCGGCCACCCCCCGCCGCGCAUCUCCUGGACGCGGGGGGACGGCAGCCCCUUGCCGGCGGACCCGCGGGUGAACACCACGCCCUCGGGCGGCCUUUACAUUCAGAACGUGGUCCAGGGCGACAGCGGCGAGUACGCGUGCUUCGCGUCCAACAGCGUGGAGAGCGUGCAGGCCACCGCCUUCAUCAUAGUCCAGGCUCUUCCUGAGUUCACCGUGACGCCCCAGGACAGAGCCGUCAUCGAGGGCCAGACGGUCGACUUCCAGUGCGAGGCGAAGGGCAACCCACAGCCCGUCAUCGCCUGGACCAAGGGAGGGAGCCAGCUCUCCGUGGACCGGCGGCACCUGGUCCUGUCCUCGGGAACGCUCAGGAUCUCCGGCGUGGCCCUGCACGACCAGGGCCAGUACGAGUGCCAGGCCGUGAACAUCAUCGGCUCGCGGAAGGUCGUGGCUCACCUGAGCGUGCAGCCCAGAGUCACCCCAGUGUUCGCCAGUGUCCCCAGCGACAUCACGGUGGAGGUGGGCACCAACGUGCAGCUGCCCUGCAGCUCCCAGGGCGAGCCCGAGCCGGCCAUCACCUGGAACAAGGUAGGAGCCCUGGCUGGCCCUGCUAUGGGCGUGCAGACCCCGCACUACCUGCCCUCUGCUCUGCAGCCUCCGGAGAGCAGGGGGAGGGAUGUUGAAAUGGCGAGCGCUCGGUGCAGAGCAACGUGGUUGCUUUCUGAUGAGAGCAAAAUAUGUGAUCCCAGCACUCUGGGAGACGUUGCUUACGAGCAACCGUGGAGUAGUUUUCUGGGUAACGUGCGACUUCAUGUCCUCCUAGUUCCCGAUGUCAGCCGAAACGGGGACCCGUUCGUGGCCACGUCCAUCGUGGAAGCGAUCGCCACCGUGGAUAGAGCCAUCAACUCCACCCGGACGCACCUGUUCGACAGCCGCCCCCGCUCUCCCAACGACCUGCUGGCCUUGUUCCGGUACCCCCGCGACCCCUACACGGUGGAGCAGGCACGGGCGGGCGAGAUAUUCGAGCGCACGCUGCAGCUGAUCCAGGAGCACGUGCAGCACGGCCUCAUGGUGGACCUCAACGGGACAAGUUACCACUACAAUGACCUGGUGUCCCCGCAGUACCUGCACCUCAUCGCCAACCUGUCGGGCUGCACGGCGCACCGGCGCGUGAACAACUGCUCGGACAUGUGCUUCCACCAGCGGUACCGCACGCACGACGGCACCUGCAACAACCUGCAGCACCCCAUGUGGGGCGCCUCGCUGACCGCCUUCGAGCGCCUGCUCAAGGCCGUGUACGAGAACGGCUUCAACACGCCGCGCGGCAUCAACCCGCACCGGCUGUACAACGGGCACGCGCUGCCCGCGCCGCGCCUGGUGUCCACGACGCUGAUCGGCGCGGAGGCGGUCACGCCGGACGCACAGUUCACGCACAUGCUGAUGCAGUGGGGCCAGUUCCUGGACCACGACCUGGACUCCACGGUGGUGGCGCUGAGCCAGGCGCGCUUCUCGGACGGGCAGCACUGCAGCUCCGCCUGCAGCAGCGACCCGCCCUGCUUCUCAGUCAUGAUCCCGCCCAACGACCCCCGCGCCCGUGGCGGGGGCGGCAGCGCGCGCUGCAUGUUCUUCGUGCGCUCCAGCCCCGUGUGCGGCAGCGGCAUGACGUCGCUGCUCAUGAACUCCGUGUACCCGCGGGAGCAGAUCAACCAGCUCACGUCCUACAUCGACGCGUCCAACGUGUACGGCAGCACGGACCACGAGGCGCGCGGCAUCCGCGACCUGGCGAGCCACCGCGGCCUCCUGCGCCAGGGCAUCGUGCAGCGGUCGGGGAAGCCACUGCUCCCCUUCGCCGCGGGGCCGCCCACCGAGUGCAUGCGCGACGAAAAUGAGAGCCCCAUCCCCUGCUUCCUGGCCGGGGACCACCGCGCCAACGAGCAGCUGGGGCUGACCAGCAUGCACACGCUGUGGUUCCGCGAGCACAACCGCAUCGCCGCCGAGCUGCUGGCGCUGAACCCGCACUGGGACGGCGACACCAUCUACCACGAGACGCGCAAGAUCGUGGGCGCCGAGGUGCAGCACAUCACCUACCAGCACUGGCUGCCCAAGGUCCUGGGCGAGGUGGGCAUGAAGAUGCUGGGCGAGUACCGCGGCUACGACCCGGGCGUCAACGCCGGCAUCUUCAACGCCUUCGCCACCGCGGCCUUCAGGUUCGGCCACACGCUGGUCAACCCGGUGCUGCACCGGCUGGACGAGAACUUCCAGCCCAUCCCGCAGGGCCCUCUCCCGCUCCACAAGGCCUUCUUCUCCCCCUUCCGCAUCGUGAACGAGGGCGGCAUCGACCCGCUGCUGCGCGGGCUGUUCGGCGUGGCGGGGAAGAUGCGCGUGCCCUCCCAGCUGCUGAACACGGAGCUCACCGAGCGGCUCUUCUCCAUGGCGCACACGGUGGCGCUGGACCUGGCCGCCAUCAACAUCCAGCGCGGCCGGGACCACGGCAUCCCGCCCUACCACGACUACCGGGUCUACUGCAACCUGUCCGCCGCCCACACCUUCGAGGACCUGAAGAACGAGAUCAAAAACCCCGAGAUCCGGGAGAAGCUGAAAAGGUUGUACGGCUCCACGCUGAACAUUGACCUGUUCCCGGCCCUCAUGGUGGAGGACCUGGUGCCCGGCAGCCGGCUGGGGCCCACGCUGAUGUGCCUGCUGAGCGCGCAGUUCAGGCGCCUGCGGGACGGCGACAGGUUGUGGUACGAGAACCCGGGCGUGUUCUCCCCCGCCCAGCUGACCCAGAUCAAGCAGACGUCGCUGGCCAGGAUCCUGUGCGACAACGCGGACAACAUCACCCGCGUGCAGCGGGACGUGUUCCGGGUGGCGAGUCCCACGGCUACCGGCGACUGUGGCGGAGGUGCCCGGGUGGACCUCAGGGUUGCCCUGUUAGACUGCAGGACCAGGGGCCAGUUCAACGUGUUUUCCUACCACUUCCGAGGCCGACGGUCCCUUGAGUUCAGCUACCAGGAGGACAAGCCGGCCAGGAAGACCCGCCCGCGGAGGACACUGAGUGCUGGGAAGCACGGCACACCUCUCGGCAACCUCACCUCCGCCUUCCGCGAGCACGCGAAGGGCCCAGGGACAAAUGACUUCAGAGAGUUCGUCCAGGAGAUGCAGAAGACCAUCACAGACCUCAGGAAACAGAUAAAGAAACUUGAAUCCCGGCUCAGCGCCACGGAGUGCCUGGACGCCAGCGGCGAGCCUCACGCCAACCACGCCAAGUGGAAGACGGACGCGUGCACGCUGUGCGAGUGCAGAGACGGACAGGUCACCUGCUUUGUGGAGGCGUGCCAGCCCGCCACCUGCCCGGCCCCCGUGAGAGUUGCAGGAGCCUGCUGCCCGGUCUGCUCACAGAACGCCGAGGAGGACACGCCUUAGCCGCUCGGGCCCGCGGGUCUGUCUGCCGGGCCGCCGUGACCCAGAGCUGGGACGGGAGCUGCCGACCAAAGAAACCCCGAACUCGAGCGUUGCAGACAAUGCCUGGCUGGGCCGUCUCAGAGCGUGGGGGAGGGGCUGCUGGCCGGGGCGCCCUGGGGAGGGGCAGGGCGCAAGCCCUGGGUGAGGCAGACACGCGUCCUAACGUCACGUUAGGUUUCUCAGGUUCUUAUUUAAUUCUUUCAAGGUGAGAAAUUGGUGCUACUAUUAAAUUGCACAGUUAAAUCCUU
Messenger RNA from Microcebus murinus (gray mouse lemur), 4874 nucleotides. The record is from RefSeq and is a predicted model, not a curated record. NCBI's taxonomy places the organism in Eukaryota, Metazoa, Chordata, Mammalia, Primates, Cheirogaleidae.